CCGGCGCGAGCGCCCGAGCUCCGCCCCUCGCCGAGCCGCCCCCACCGCGGCUGCAGGGAGCGAGCUCGCCCAGCUCUGCGGGAGCCGCCACCCUCGCCUCCGCCGCCUCUUCCUCCCCCUCGCGUCCGCGGGCAGGGGCUGCGCGCGAGGGUCGCUGCCCUGGGUAGGCGGCCGGGCCCCGGUGGCGGCUGAACGCCCGCGCGUGGCGCCGCGACAGGUGCAGAGUCGCGGCUAAGGAGCCACCUGCGGCCGCCGCCGCGGCGAUGCCCACCAUGCGAAGGACGGUGUCGGAGAUCCGCUCUCGCGCUGAGGGUUAUGAGAAGACAGAUGAUGUUUCAGAGAAGACCUCGUUGGCUGACCAGGAAGAAAUACGGACUAUAUUCAUCAACCAGCCUCAGCUGACAAAAUUCUGCAACAACCAUGUCAGCACUGCAAAAUACAACAUAAUAACAUUCCUUCCAAGAUUUCUCUACUCUCAGUUCAGAAGAGCUGCUAAUUCAUUUUUUCUCUUUAUUGCACUGCUGCAGCAAAUACCUGAUGUAUCACCAACGGGUCGCUACACAACACUGGUUCCUCUCCUAUUUAUUUUAGCUGUGGCAGCUAUCAAAGAGAUAAUAGAAGAUAUUAAACGACAUAAAGCUGAUAAUGCAGUGAACAAGAAACAGACCCAAGUUUUGAGAAAUGGUGCUUGGGAAAUUGUUCACUGGGAAAAGGUGGCAGUGGGGGAAAUAGUGAAAGUGACCAAUGGGGAGCAUCUCCCAGCAGAUCUCAUCAGUCUGUCCUCCAGUGAGCCCCAGGCCAUGUGUUACAUUGAAACUUCCAACUUAGAUGGUGAAACAAACUUGAAAAUUAGACAGGGAUUGCCAGCAACCUCAGAUAUCAAAGACAUUGACAGUUUGAUGAGAAUUUCUGGCAGAAUUGAGUGUGAAAGUCCAAACAGACAUCUCUAUGACUUUGUUGGAAACAUCCGGCUUGAUGGACAUGGCACUGUUCCCCUGGGCGCAGAUCAGAUUCUCCUUCGAGGUGCUCAGCUGAGAAAUACACAGUGGGUUCAUGGAAUAGUUGUCUACACUGGACAUGACACCAAGCUGAUGCAGAACUCGACAAGUCCACCGCUUAAGCUCUCAAAUGUGGAACGGAUCACAAAUGUGCAGAUUUUGAUUCUAUUUUGUAUCUUAAUUGCCAUGUCUCUUGUCUGUUCUGUGGGCUCAGCCAUUUGGAAUCGAAGGCAUUCUGGAAAGGACUGGUAUCUCAACCUAAACUAUGGUGGCGCUAAUAAUUUUGGACUGAAUUUCUUGACCUUCAUUAUCCUUUUCAACAACCUCAUUCCUAUCAGCUUGUUGGUUACAUUAGAAGUGGUGAAAUUUACCCAGGCGUACUUCAUAAAUUGGGAUCUUGACAUGCACUAUGAACCCACAGACACAGCUGCCAUGGCCCGAACAUCUAAUCUGAAUGAGGAACUUGGCCAGGUUAAAUACAUAUUUUCUGACAAAACUGGCACCUUGACAUGCAACGUAAUGCAAUUUAAGAAGUGUACCAUAGCAGGAGUUGCUUAUGGCCAUGUCCCCGAGCCUGAGGAUUAUGGCUGCUCUCCUGAUGAAUGGCAGAGCUCACAGUUUGGAGAUGAAAAAACAUUUAGUGACUCAUCCUUGCUGGAAAAUCUCCAAAAUAACCAUCCAACUGCACCUAUCAUCUGUGAAUUUCUCACAAUGAUGGCAGUGUGUCACACAGCAGUCCCUGAGCGUGAGGGGGAGAAGAUUAUUUAUCAAGCAGCAUCUCCAGAUGAGGGUGCGUUGGUCAGAGCAGCCAAGCAAUUGAAUUUUGUUUUCACUGGAAGAACACCUGACUCAGUGAUUAUAGAUUCACUGGGGCAGGAAGAAAGAUACGAAUUACUCAAUGUCCUGGAGUUCACCAGCGCCAGGAAAAGAAUGUCAGUGAUUGUUCGCACUCCAUCCGGGAAGUUACGACUUUACUGCAAAGGAGCUGACACUGUAAUUUAUGAGCGACUGGCAGAGACUUCAAAGUACAAAGAAAUCACUUUAAAACAUUUGGAACAGUUUGCUACAGAAGGGCUCAGAACUCUGUGUUUCGCUGUGGCCGAGAUUUCGGAGAGCGACUUUCAGGAGUGGCGCACCGUGUACCAGCGAGCGUCUACCUCUGUGCAGAACAGACUGCUCAAGCUUGAAGAGAGCUACGAGCUCAUUGAGAAGAAUCUUCAGCUACUUGGAGCUACGGCCAUUGAGGAUAAAUUGCAAGAUCAAGUGCCUGAAACCAUAGAAACCCUAAUGAAAGCAGACAUCAAAAUUUGGAUCCUUACAGGGGACAAGCAAGAAACUGCCAUUAACAUUGGACACUCCUGCAAACUUCUGAAGAAGAACAUGGGAAUGAUUGUUAUAAAUGAAGGCUCAUUGGAUGGCACAAGGGAAACCCUCAGUCGUCACUGCACUACUCUUGGUGAUGCUCUUCGGAAAGAGAAUGACUUUGCUCUUAUAAUUGAUGGGAAAACCCUCAAGUAUGCCUUAACCUUCGGAGUAAGACAGUAUUUCCUGGACUUAGCUUUGUCUUGCAAAGCUGUCAUUUGUUGCAGGGUUUCUCCUCUUCAAAAAUCUGAAGUUGUGGAUAUGGUGAAGAAACAAGUGAAAGUCAUAACACUUGCAAUCGGUGAUGGAGCAAAUGAUGUGAGCAUGAUACAGACAGCGCAUGUUGGAGUAGGGAUAAGUGGCAAUGAAGGCCUGCAGGCAGCCAAUUCCUCUGAUUACUCCAUCGCUCAGUUCAAGUAUUUGAAGAAUUUAUUGAUGGUUCAUGGUGCCUGGAACUAUAAUCGAGUCUCCAAGUGCAUCUUGUAUUGCUUCUACAAGAACAUUGUCCUCUACAUUAUCGAGAUCUGGUUUGCCUUUGUUAAUGGUUUCUCUGGACAGAUCCUCUUUGAAAGAUGGUGUAUAGGUCUCUAUAAUGUGAUGUUUACAGCAAUGCCUCCCUUAACUCUUGGAAUAUUUGAGAGGUCGUGCAGGAAGGAGAACAUGUUGAAGUACCCUGAGUUAUACAAAACGUCUCAGAAUGCCCUGGACUUCAACACCAAGGUUUUCUGGGUUCAUUGUUUAAAUGGCCUCUUCCACUCAGUUAUUCUGUUUUGGUUUCCACUAAAAGCCCUUCAGUAUGGUACUGUGUUUGGAAAUGGGAAAACCUCCGAUUAUCUACUGCUGGGCAACUUUGUUUACACUUUUGUGGUGAUAACGGUGUGUUUGAAAGCUGGAUUAGAGACAUCAUAUUGGACCUGGUUCAGCCACAUAGCGAUCUGGGGCAGCAUCGCGCUCUGGGUGGUGUUUUUUGGGAUCUACUCAUCACUGUGGCCGGCCGUCCCGAUGGCCCCAGACAUGUCGGGAGAGGCAGCCAUGUUGUUUAGCUCCGGAGUCUUUUGGACGGGUUUGUUGUUCAUUCCUGUGGCGUCUUUGCUUCUUGAUGUGGCAUACAAGGUUAUCAAGAGGACCGCUUUUAAGACGUUAGUAGAUGAAGUUCAGGAACUGGAGGCGAAAUCUCAAGACCCAGGAGCCGUUGUGCUGGGGAAAAGCCUCACCGAGAGAGCGCAGCUGCUCAAGAACGUCUUUAAGAAGAACCACGUGAACCUGUACCGGUCUGAGUCGCUGCAACAAAACCUGCUCCAUGGGUACGCUUUCUCUCAAGAUGAGAAUGGGAUCGUUUCACAGUCCGAAGUGAUUAGAGCAUAUGAUACCACGAAACAGAGGCCCGAAGAGUGGUGAUGACAAGGGGCAGGGGGCAGGCCCUGCUCCGCCUCUUAGGAGAGCUACAGGUCAACACCGCAGUCUGCUGACCACUUCCAGCCUGGCCCACGGGGAGGAAAGGUGGAUCUGAGCUCCUCUCACAGCUGGAGCCUCAGAUUCGUGUACAUCAUAGACAUAAGCACUGUGCGACUAGACUGUAACACCAUCUCUCUCAGAUUUUUUAAAGUAUUUGCUAAGUCUUUGUAAACAGCAAUUGAAAAUGAUCUUGUAUCUUGCAAUAGGUCAGCGUUCUUAUGCCGUUAACUCUGGGACUAUGACUAUCAGUUUACUGGCUCUGCCACGUGGUGACCAACCAUUAAAACAACUCCGAAGUGGUGUGAAGUUAACAGGGACUCGACAUCCAGGCGUAGAUGGCAGGGCAUGCUGAAACAAACCAGCAUUAAGGAACGGACUCACCUUACUGAGCAUCUCGCAACAAGGCAUUAAUAAGUGUUCGUGUCAAACAUUGUCUUGAUAAAUGUUUGCCAAAGAAGUUCAGUAAGUGUAUUUCUCAUCCAGUAGUCAUCUGCCCAGAAAUUUAAGAGAAAGUUUACUUCCAGUUCUGCUGUGAGAUCUGCAUGCUUGACUUUUCCAAUGUAAGAGUGAUUUGCAAAAUGACUGUCUCAAGGCAUUUGCUACUCAAAUCUGUGAUGUUGCACCUUUGGCCUUACAAAUGCUUCUUUGUUGUCUGUCUUGUUGACUUGCUAGAGGGCACAAGUGUAAAUGUGACUCUGUUGUUAACAAUACUUAUCUUCAAACUUGUGUUAAUGUCUCUGUCACUUCUGAUGAGAUUUCUUCACUUUUUAGAUUUUUCUUGAAAAUUUGGCUUCUGCUGUAGAUUGAGUAAUGUCAUUUUGUCUUCAAGUUUUCCCCCCUUAAAAAGAAAAAAACAGGCUUCCCUAUUUAUGUGGGCUUUCCAAAGCUUCUGUGUAGGUGUUGGGUAAUGUGUCGGGUGAGUGCAUGGGCUUCUGUCAUGUGCAUAGGCUCGGCCCUUGUAACCGUCUUGGUUCUUACGGCUGGGGAUGCCUGCUGUCCUGUGUAGCAUACUUAGUGUUCCGGUCACUGUUCCAGUACUUAAGACUCAAAAUUAUUUCACAAUUCACUUAGCAAGCAGUUCCUAAAAUGAGUCACAGGCUGAUUGUUGGGACAAACCAGUGCAUUUUCCCCAUUUUAAAAACACUUAUCUUACUCAGCCUGUAACUUUCCAAAGAACACUUUUCAGAAGUAGAUUCCAUUCAGAUGUAUGAAGAUGUGUGUUCAGUUUAUUUUCAGCAUUUCCCAGACAUCUCCUGGAAAUGCCUCUUUUGCUACCAACAGUAAAUGAUGAUGGGCUAUUUAAAAACCACAACCAGCUUUCUACACUAUUUUUAAAGUAAUGCUUUCAAUUAAAAAGGAAAAAAAGAAUUCUAGUUUUCAGAUACAUUUUGGAGGCUUAAGCAAACUGUUUGCCUUUCCUUCAGAAGCCUGUUUGCCUUUAAGUGGACUUAACCAGCAAAAUAGGUAAACUUCCUCUUAAAAAAAAAAAAAAGAAAAGAAAAAGAAAAUCAGCAAGAACUGAAAAGAAAGGAGAUUGUCCGAAUCACCCCUUGAGUUUAAUCAUCUCCCAUUCUUUUUGCCUUUUUGCUCAAUCUAGAUUUAGAAUUAGGGUGUAUAUCAUUUCCUUCUCUGUAUUUGCAGUUAUUUAGCUCCCAGUGUGCCUCUACGUUUUCAACAAAUAAGAGGUUAUAACAUACAGACAUAAUUCUAACCUACAGGGAACAAGGGGUUCACAUCCUCCUCUUCCCAGACCCUUCCUGUGCAGGACUCAGGGUGAGAGAGUCGUGAAUCAUAACAUCUAGUAAGACCACAGGUGUAGAGUCCAAGGUCGUCAUUAAGACUCCAAAGCCGUCCUCUGAAGGGACAUUCAGGGUGGCCUUUCCGGGGCCUCCCAGUGGUGAGAGCUGAGGUCAAACCACGAAACUCAGAAAGCAAGACUGAAGGGCACCCCUCGCAGAAACAUUGCACAGCAGUCCCAGAGAAGGGCUGUGUCCCUUUCCCUCCAGGGGACCAGUGACCACUGCCUCCAAGACUUGAGUAUCAAAGUGUUACAAACAGAGAAGAACUGGAUUUUCUGACUAAAACAUGGAAGCAAAGUUCUAUUUUGAUCUUGAACUGGGGGAAUGUAAGAUUCCUGCUGGGUGAUAAUUUAGUGCAUGACAUUGUGAACUCAAAUGUGAAAUGGGCCUCAUUUAGGCCUUUUUGUCCUGAGGUCCUAUUUUUGAAUUAUCGGAAUUAAGUCAACCUCUUUGCUUCUUGGGUCAGGGUAGGAAGUGGGGCAUGACCUCCUUGGUAAAAAUUUAAAAUACAUCAUUGCAAUUGCAUUGACUUUAUAAUGUUAAAUUACAGAAAAAUGCUCUGAUAUUUUUAAACUUCCUUAAUGGAAAAAAAAAACUCACAUAGUUUUACUAGGAUUCAAAUGAGCAGUGGAAAUGACUUUGAACAUGUAUUUUCUGAAAUAAAGGACAACACUCUUCACUUAAAAGUCCCUACAGAGACUCGGGCAGAUGCUAACACAGUUGUUUUACAGUGUUUACAAUUCAGAAAAUACUACUUAUAGUACAAAAUCCUCAUCCUUUUAACAUUGAAAAGGGGGGAGUUGCUUCUUUAACGUCAAAUAGCACACAGUCCAGUACCAAGCAAAGACUUUCUAAACAUUUUAUAUAGACUUAGAAAAAUGUAUUGAUGGCUCACACCCAGACAGACUCUAUAUUGUAGCAGUUAUUCCCAGGAAAACAGUGCUUCUCAAGAACGUAGUAGGUUUCAAGUGACAGAAGAACUUCUGGUCCUCCCGUCUCCACUCUGUGCUGUGCUGUGAGCCGGCGUGAGCAGCGUGGCUGGGAAACCUUUUCUGAUGAAGUCAGGUGAAUGUGUACUCUGCUAAACAGGCGAGCCACUUACAUGUAUGUGUAGUCAUGGACUGGACUCGAAGAUGUCUCUGAAUUUCCAGGGGGAAAAAUGAAUUCUAAGAUAUCAAUCAGCAUUUAUUCUGACUAUUAAUUUUAUAUUUUCAUUUUGCAGUUCAACACUGUAAAUAGCCAACAUGAAAAUCAUGGUAUAAUUUAUUCUACCUUGUGUGCAUUGUCCAAUACUUACAACCUGUCAUUUAAAAGGUUCAUUCAGGAAAUGAGUGCUAGGUAGAAAGUCAUAGAUGUAUAUUUCAUAAUUUUUAUUUAUAACUCAUAAUUACUAAAAAGCUUAAUAGUCAUUGGUGUUUAUUUUCAUGCAGUUGUCCUUUGAUAGUUCCUAGUUUGUAAACCUAUUUCAUUAAGUAAAUCUAAAAUCUUAUAAAUAAUCAUCUAUAAAAUUUAUCAAGAAAUGACCAGCCCAUCCACAUCAUCAUGGAAUUCUUUUGGUGAAUUACUUACCGUAACACCAUACAGUUCAGUGCCUAUAAGAAAUGCUUUUUAAGGAUGAAAAUUUCUAUAAUGCCUCUUAAAGAGAACAUAGUCUGAUUUUUCUCACAUUAAAAAAACUGUAGUCAGUUGUGGAGCUUGGUUAUACUUUGCUGCAUUUUAAUUAACCUUCAACAGCUAUUAAAAUGGAAUGUAAGUUAGAUUUUGAAGGAAAUGAAAUAAAUGUUUUCCAUUUUCAUCAUGAUUUAUUUUCUGUAUGAGAGCAGCUGUGUUUUUGAUAGGUUUAUGGUUUGCAUGAAUUAAUAUUUAAAGUGAUCCAGGCCAAUGCAUGGCUAUUGCUGUAAAUCUUAAUGUUUAUUUCUGCCUUAUAAAAUUCUAUCAUUGCCUACCUGGAAUUUAGUGGUCAGUGGACAAAUUAAUUGGUCCCCUACACAACUUUUUUCAUAAAUAGAUUAUUUUACACACAAAAUUGAACAAAUUUAAUCGAAUCUUUUGUUUAACUCACCUCUAAGAACUUUUCUUAACAAAGCUCACAAAACUUCUCAGCAAAUAAAUCUCCCUUAAGUAGUAAAAACCUACAUCUCCUAUUUGCUUACUUUGAAUUAACAGCAGCUCUCUCUAGUUGAAGUCGGCUCUUGCAGAUAUGUGAGUAAGAUAUUAAGUAAAUAAAUACUUUUAUGUUCAUUGGUUCUAGAAUAGAAGCCAUAAAUGCAGUUUUUUAAAAAAAAAAAAAACUGUUGCUUAACUAUUUCAAGUUUCAUUUUUCACAUUUUCUAAUUUAUAUGGUUAAAAUAAAAAGAGGCAGCCCUGGAAGGCAGCUACCAUGGAAAACUGCAGUUUUCAGUACAAAUUAGUGUUCUCGGCUCCACGCGAAACCAUUCCUGCUGAAACUGCUGUAGAGAUUGUGACACUGCAUGAGUGGGGAAUCUGUGAUCAUCGUCGUUCUCUCAGGUUUGUUUAUCUUGAUGUUCAGUGCACUGUGUUUUAUAAAUAGUUAUUAAAGUUGAGUAACAUUCAUUUCUAUGCAGUGUUACGUGUCAUUGGCCUUUUGUGAAUGUGCAUGUUUUAAACAACAGAUUUCAAACAUUUUGUCCUCUAAUUGUUAUUAAAAUGAAAUAAAAUUUACCAUUACAUAAAGAAAA
This is a messenger RNA of Oryctolagus cuniculus (rabbit), 8313 nucleotides long. The record is from RefSeq and is a predicted model, not a curated record. NCBI's taxonomy places the organism in Eukaryota, Metazoa, Chordata, Mammalia, Lagomorpha, Leporidae.